AGUUUUCGGUGCUCGGAAUUCGGUUCCGCUUCUGUGUUUAACUCCCUGCUCUUGUUUGCCCAGCGCAUGAACCGACCGGAGUGUUUGUUCUUUUGCAAGCUCUCGAGCACGCGAACUCCACCCGAACGAGGACCGAAGCGCUUGGAUCCGACACAGCUUCGCACAGCUGGAGCGCGUGGCCGUGUUUGCUGGAUGCUGCCAGAGUCCUGCCCAGCGCUCCGGUAGCUUAGUUUACAUUUACACUGCAGCGCGGUACGGUCGCUCUGUGCCCUGUUUCCGGUUCGUUCCGUCGACCGCGUGACGUAGCGUUCGGUUCGUGUGCGGUACCGGAUGUGUUGUAAUUUCGUACACAAACCAGCGGCAUCGAAGCAUUCGGCUACGAUCAAACUGGAAAGCGUUCGAAUUCCCGCACCAGCAUCACACCAGACAAUCGAGCUAAAACGGAUGAAAGAGAGCUUAACCGUUGUUCGAAAAUUCUAGCUAACCCUCCCCUGAAGUGAAUGAAAUUAUCCACCGACACCGCAAUGGUCGGAAUUGUUUCGACACGAGUGUAAUACAAACAAGUGCUCGACAGCCAGCAGCAAAUACGCCCCUUCUAUAAAGUGUACUACACCCACCCGGUGUCCCGAAGGUUUGUUAGUGGUCGAAACGAAUGAGCAGCCCUCGAGCUUCUGGGCCUGAUUGGCGCGUCCGGGACCCUCACCAGCGUCUGUAAUCAAGCGCCCGCGUGAAAAUCCACCGCGUGAUAAUGGAACACACUCAUCAAUUAGUAAAGGUGACGAAUCUCAUGCUACACUUGUUUCUGCUGCUGCUACCGCUGCACACGACGACGCCGAGCAGCGCCACCGCGACUGGUGGAAAUUCUCCGGCGAACGGCGCCGGGCUUGGUGCGGGAAAAUCUGGCCCCGAUGCCGUUGGCCCGAUCAUCGGUGGCGCUACGAUCGCGAGCAGCGGGCGCGAAAGGUCACACUUAAAAGGAGCUGGCGGCUGUAACCGAGUGGUGUUUAGCUCGAAUCGCAUCCGGAACGGCAGCAUCGCACCGUCCCAUUCGAAACAUUCCGGCCUGUUUCCGUCGAGCCUAUGUCAGCUGUACGAGUUCGUGGGCGAUGGUGCGGAACGUGUUCAGAUCAUCUUUUCCGAGUUUCGUCUUCCGUCCCAGCUUGGGCCAACCGAAUGCGGUGACACGGAUAUCCUAAUGGUUUACUACAUCGUUAACGAGCGCGAGGAGCUCGUCGAGACACUUUGCGGUGACACACUGCCUAAGCCGAUCCUAUCCGACGGGCCGCGGUUACUGCUGGAGCUACGCAGCAGCUACAACAACACGGAAAACAAGGGAUUUACGGGAGACUUUUUCUUCCUAACCAAUUUUGGCAUUACUACCGGAUAUCAGCCAAACCAGUCCGAAUGCACCUUUCACUACUUCCGAAACGUAACCAACAGCGGAUGGAUCCAGUCACCGAACUUCCCCGGUGCCUAUCCAAGAAACAUCAUCUGUAACUAUUUCUUUCACGGUGGACCGAAAGAUUUCGUCCGGUUGCGUUUCACGUACUUCGAUAUCGAAGGAAUACGACCCUGCGACGAGGACACAGCCAGCGAUUACGUGGAGUUUUCUAAUUUUGUCACGCGCGAUCGCAAGUACGAUAUAUACUGUGGUAAAUGGCGGGAGCUUGUGGUUCGCUCGGAUGGUCGCUUCUUUCGCAUUACGAUGACAUCGAACGAUCGUCUGGAUGGGACCGGCUUUCGGGCAAUCUACACGUUCGAAACGGUGCCGAACGAGCCGACAGAGCGGACCGAGGUAGCGUCGAUUGGCAAGGUCACGACGACGACGACGACAGCGACCAGUACCACCAGCCGGAUGUGUGGUCUUCUGGGCCCGGUCACAGGAGCUGUUGCUUCCAGCCUCUGGGUCAGCAUUGCCAUCAUCAUUAGCAUCGUUGGUUUGGAGUUAAUAAAAUUUCAUCAAGUCUGAUGUUCAACAUUCCAACAAAAUACGGUGAAACACAAAAAAAAACAAAAACAAUUCGGAACAACGUUAUCCGAUUGCGAUGAAUGAUGAGAUGCAAAGCUUGUCAUUCGGAUCCUCAUGCUUCGAGAAACCCGAAUGAUUCGCACAGCAACACUCUUCACGAAAGAUUUUAAUGAGUUUUACUAAAGAUUGAAAUUGAAGGAAAGAAAACAAAAAUAAUGUAAAUAAAUCAUUUUAUAUCAAUACAAACUGUGAAUCUCUUGUGAAUAAUAGCAAGGUGCCAAGGAGAAAGACGGCGUAGGGAAGACAGUAAGUAUUAAAAAAAUAAUAAUAAGAAAAUAAUUCCUGUGGAUGAAGCUGUAUUUGUUGCUAAGGUCUUCUUAAUAGGAUUUAGCUCACCCAUCAUUUGGGGCAUAAAUCUGUGCGGAAGCGCUGGAGAAGUCAAAAUUUAUACAGUUCUCUUCAAUAUCUAGUUUUGUACGGUGGUUGAUGGUUCUAAUUCAUUGUUUUAAUCAGCCACAUAUCAUGCUGCUGUCAUUCUUGAUUAGCAAGCCAUUUGCAGUUUUCCCACGAGAAACAAUCAAUCAAACAACCGUUGUACUUAAACCUUUUUCGCCCUGAUAAUACGAGUCGAGCCAAAAAAUCAGAUCCUUCUGUCCAACGGAAGCCCCAAUACGCGUGUUGCCGAUAGGAACGAUUUAAUGCUAUCAAUAUUUUACACCACAAUGCCACAGGUUAUUACGU
This is a messenger RNA of Anopheles stephensi (Asian malaria mosquito), 2710 nucleotides long. It is a transcript of the gene Sol1, whose product is annotated as suppressor of lurcher protein 1. The record is from RefSeq and is a predicted model, not a curated record. NCBI's taxonomy places the organism in Eukaryota, Metazoa, Arthropoda, Insecta, Diptera, Culicidae. The transcript has 9 exons. Gene Ontology annotation, cellular component: plasma membrane. The coding region runs from base 749 to 1969 and encodes 406 amino acids.